Messenger RNA from Malaclemys terrapin pileata, 1278 nucleotides. RefSeq names its product protein kinase AMP-activated non-catalytic subunit gamma 1 (gene PRKAG1). Lineage: Eukaryota; Metazoa; Chordata; Testudines; Emydidae. The transcript is spliced from 12 exons. The record is from RefSeq and is a predicted model, not a curated record. The coding region runs from base 224 to 1120 and encodes 298 amino acids.
GAAAAGUGCGGCUUGGCUUUCGCUUCCUCUCGGCAGCUCCCUGGCUGAGGUGGCCUUGCAGCUCGACGGGUGGUUAUGGCCCCAGCUGCCCCACGUAGAAACCCAGCGCUGCACAUGAUUUGCACUAGGGAAGGAGCGGGGCCCGGUUCCGGAGAACGUUGCUGAGAAGUGCCCCCUGGCGCCGGAAGACGUGGAGCCCAGCAGCGGGGUGUACUCCUGCUUCAUGAAGUCCCAUCGCUGCUACGACCUGAUCCCCACCAGCUCCAAGCUGGUCGUCUUCGACACCUCCCUGCAGGUGAAGAAAGCCUUCUUCGCGCUGGUCACCAACGGCGUGCGGGCCGCCCCGCUCUGGGACAGCAAGAAGCAAAGCUUUGUGGGGAUGCUGACCAUCACCGACUUUAUCAACAUCCUCCAUCGCUACUACAAGUCGGCCAUGGUUCAAAUCUACGAGCUGGAGGAGCAUAAAAUUGAAACGUGGCGAGAGGUGUAUCUGCAAGACUCCUUCAAACCGCUGGUCUGCAUCUCCCCCAAUGCCAGCCUCUUCGACGCCGUCUCCUCGCUGAUCCAGAACAAGAUCCACCGGCUGCCCGUCAUCGACCCGGACUCGGGGAACACCCUCUACAUCCUCACGCACAAACGCAUCCUCAAGUUCCUCAAGCUGUUUAUAACGGAAGUCCCGAAGCCGGAAUUCAUGGCCAAAACCUUGGAGCAGCUGAAGAUUGGCACCUAUGCCAACAUCGCCUUGGUGCGCCCCAACACGCCGCUCUACGUGGCAUUGGGCAUCUUCGUGCAGCACCGCGUCUCCGCCCUGCCCGUGGUGGACGAGUCAGGUCGGGUCGUGGACAUUUACUCCAAGUUUGACGUCAUUAACCUGGCAGCCGAGAAGACGUACAACAACCUGGACGUGACGGUGACGCAGGCGUUGCAGCAUCGCUCGCACUACUUCGAGGGGGUGCUGAAGUGCUACAAACAUGAAACCCUGGAGACCAUCAUCAACCGCCUGGUGGAGGCCGAGGUCCACAGGCUGGUGGUGGUGGAUGAGAACAAAGUGGUGAAGGGCAUCGUCUCCCUCUCUGACAUCCUGCAGGCGCUGGUGCUCCCGGGCGGGCCCUGGCCCUGAGGGGGGCGCCCCGCUGCCUGUCUGAGACUGUCGCCGAGGCGGGGCUCUGAGUGACAGGGACCAAGGAUACCAAGCCCCCCCGGCCACCCAUCACGCGCUGGCCCUGCCACUGCUCCACCAGCAUCACGCCGCCCGAGCCAGUUGCACUCCAGCCCAAA